Monascus purpureus is the source of this 2052-nucleotide messenger RNA. The record is from the annotation of a GenBank genome assembly. Lineage: Eukaryota; Fungi; Ascomycota; Eurotiomycetes; Eurotiales; Aspergillaceae.
AUGUCGGCAAAUGCAUUGAGCGCCCGCGGGAGCCUUCUGACGCCGCCGGGCUCUACCAGCGGCAUUCGGAGUGACCCCACGAUUCAUCGGCCCGCCACGGGCUUGGAUCUUUCUAUCGCAAGUCCUGAAAUGGAGAAAACACAGCCGAUUCCUACGGGAAAGCGGCGCGGUGGGAGCAGGAAGGCCUGCAAUGAGUGUAAACAGCAGAAGCUCCGAUGUGAUAUAGUUCAAACUCCAGCUGCAGUAUGUUCGCGCUGCCGGCGACUGGGGAUUGAGUGCAAGGUUGAACCUUCUUUCAAACGGAUUUCUAAACGAAGGCGAAAUGCCGAGAUGGAAAAGGAGAUUGCCGAUCUCCGAAGACGUCUAGCUAGUGGUGAACAUGCCCGGUCUGGGGAAGCCCGUCCGAGUGACGAACUAUCUCAGUCCUCGGAGGAUGCCUUUUGCGGUCCUGGUUCUGCUACAUCCAACACAGGGAGGCCGCUGUCCGUUCCGGUAGAACCACAGCCGUCUCUCACAUCGCCUUUGACUGCUAUCCAGGGUCAUGGUUCGAUUCUCUCCCAGGACGGCAAUCCAUGGAGAUUAGAAGAUGUUUCUCUCUCGAGAGGGAGAGUAUCUCGACUAUUUGAACAGUAUUUCAGGUUCUAUCACCCUUUUCUUCCCCUUCUGGAUCCCCAAAAAGGCCCGGAGGAGUACCUCAAUCGUUCCUCUCUUUUAGCAUGGACUAUUGUCUGUGUCGCCAGCCGCCGUGCUCCAUCAGAACCCGGCCUCCUCAUUUCGCUUUCAGGCCCAUACAACAGACUCCUUUGGACCACAAUUACUGCUGUGCCACAAGAUUAUCAUGUUGUCAAGGCGCUUUGCCUUCUUUGCACGUGGCCACUACCCACGACCAGUCAGAGGACUGACGCUACAUUCAUGCUCAGUGGACUGAUGAUGCAGAUUGCCAUGCAACUGGGAUUGCAUCGCCCGGUGCAGGCUGAAGAGUUCACGACUUUCCGGAUGGAAGUCAAGGGAGAAGCAUUGAAGGAUCGGUUGCAGACCUGGGUCGUCUGCAACAUUGUAGCCCAGACUGUCGCCACCGGUUACGGGCAACCUCCCAGCACCAUCUAUGAUUGGGCCCUUGAGCCAGCGUCUUUGAAUGAUGCCGACUACCACCCCUCAGACGAACUGAGGAUUCGCUUGCGCAUUGAAAAGUUCUGUGACAGGGUCACAAGAGCACUGUAUAGUAGCAAGCCUGAAGCAGCUGAAUUUCUCAGCUCCGAGAAGUUGCUAAUCGUUCAACUUCUUGAGAGUGAGCUUAAGGAGAUGGAGGUUGAGUUUUGCAACGGGAUAUCGCAUGUUAAUAUGAUCCAUCUCCGCGCUGCGGAAUUGCAUUUAAGGUAUUUCGUGUUUCUGGGAGCCAGUGCACGGAGUGAAGACGUGACGAAGCUCUUCAUCGCAACGACGUCGUUUCUUGGACGAGUGCUGGACCUCGAGACAUCGCCGGGAGAGCUGCUCGGUCAUGCAACGAAUUAUAUUCUCCAAAUGAUCGUGUCGGCCGCAUUUGCUCUUAUGAAGAUGCUAAAGAGUUCGUUCAAUCGCCAUAUCGAUUUCGAGCAUGGGAAACUGCUCUUCAAUGGAGCGAUCUCCGCAAUCAGGCGGGUCAGCGUUAUGGAUCAUGAUCGACCGGUGCGGCUUGCCGACAUCCUCGCGCAAAUGUGGAAUGCCAAUGGUUCUGAGGUUGAUUCCGGCGAGGAUGCCUUGCAUCUCAAGGUCCGAUGCCGAAUGAGCAUGAGCCAUGUGUAUGAUACAGUAUGGCAUUGGCGGCAGAGGUUCAGGCCGAUGCGGAACACGGACGACGUGCAAUCUGUGGCAGCCAACCAGAACAUGGUGAACACUGCUGGUUCUGUUGGCCAACAGCCAGAUAGCAACACGUUGAAUGACCCAACGCUGGUCUUCCCAGCCCAAUUUCAGCAAGGAUUCAUGGGCGAGGCGGGCUUCUCCGAAGUCUUCGAUUCUCUGAAUUGGGUAUUUGACGGGAUCCCUGAUUCCUUGGUUGCUCCUCCAGUUAUAUAG